This is a messenger RNA of Bactrocera oleae (olive fruit fly), 4258 nucleotides long. The record is from RefSeq and is a predicted model, not a curated record. NCBI's taxonomy places the organism in Eukaryota, Metazoa, Arthropoda, Insecta, Diptera, Tephritidae.
AUGGUUCUACCAGUAAAAUCGCCAGCAACGGAUGCUUUAAGCCCAAGCUUCGAGGUUAGUAAAGCAGAUGCAAUUGCUGCACUCAACAAUGUGAUCGAGAAGCGGAGCUGUAAAAAUAAUUUGAAGGACUCGUUAGAAAUUGAGUGUCCCGUUCAUCUAUCGAGUCAACUUGACUUAGGACUUGGAAGAUUGCUACCUCCAACGGCUGCAAAUGCUGGCAAUGAAUCGCCCGAGCAAUUGGCAAAUAAUAGUGAUAAUAUCGUUUUUUCAUCACACGACAACGAUAACGAGCAACGAGCGGAAGAAAUCAUGUAUUUUCGAAAAACGCGGUCAGCGAGUAACCGAUCUAAACAAACCGAAGAGUACAAUACAAUUAACAAUAAUAAUAAAAAAGAGAAUGAUGAUGACAUAUUGGGAGAACGACUCCCUAACAGUUCCCAAUUAAUUGCAAUGACUCAGGCAAUAGCUACAAGAUUCGAAGAUAAUACGGAUAAGUCCACAAAAGAAAUGGAAAGAGUAAAAACAAUAUCCCACAAGGGAGAGGAGGUCAAUCAACCUGUUUUCUAUACAUAUAGUAUUAAAAACUCUCUCCCAGACUCACGUUUACGCACUGCUAUCGUAAACAAUCAGAACAGCAAUAGCAAUAAUUAUGAUAUCCGACUCAACACAGAAUCGAUGGAUGAUGGUUGCACAAACAAUGAAAGACGAAUGAACGCUGAUAGAGCUAAUGGAAGUGCCAACUUAUUUGCUGCGUCUUGGAACGACAAAGCUACAACAGCUGAGAGAGUGAACUGCGCUCAUUUGAAAAGCGACCACAACGAAUUCCAUGCUAUUCCACCGGUGCCUGAUGGCCAAGCGAUCACUCAGUUUGCGUUGGGCUCUUCUUACAGACGUUUAAUUGCGCGUCGUUCGCGUUUGCCUUCAUAUUCACUUUUAUGGAAAAAAACACUAAGGGGUGUACGAACAAAAGUUAAACGGGUGACACGGUCAAGUUCCGGGAAUAUAUCACCGUUAGAUGCACUUACACCGAAUAAAUGUCUAGCAGAGCUUGAGCGUUUGUAUGCUGAAUUUCGAGCGAGUGAAAGUGCGCUAGCAGCCAGACAUACGGAUGCUGGUGAAGGUUGUAAAAGUGUUCAAAGUUCGCAACAUUGCCUCAGCCGCAGUCAAAGUGAUGCAAGUAGUGAAGGCAGUGAUUUAAAUAACGGACAUGAUUGUGAACUUUUGAACGUCAAUACCAUUGCGACCGCUGAUAUCGUUGACACGCCGAACAACAUGCGAUUCAGCAUACCCGCGGCGACGAACGCGUUGUUUUGCUCUUCCACAUCGGAGUUGCAAGUGCAGCAAGCAAAUAUUUUCAAAGUAUUGCCCACCAGCAACACGAGUAGCAUUUUUCUAAGCAGCUCCGAAUGUGCUACCACAGGUUGUCUGACCAGUGAUGACCGUCCGAGAAGUAGUAGCUUUAGCAGUGACGAUCGGUACAGCAAUCUAUUGCAUGAAACGAAGCAUGUUAAUAAUAGCAGUAAUUGCUUCGAUAGUGUGGAAAAUGAAGAAAUUCAAAAUGAUGUCGUUAUUGUUGGUGCGAUUGAAAAUGAUAAAAGGAACAAUAAUAGCGUAAGAAUCACAGAGCUGGACAAAUCGGCUGUUAGCACUCAGCCGAGCUUGACAAUACAAGUGAAUUCAGAAAGCAGUGAUAAAAACAACAACAGCAAUUGCGCAACUAACAAAAACUAUACACAUAUUCAUAGUUCAACUAAUAACUGUAUAAAUAAUAACAUCGUCAACGUAGACACUGCGUCCGUAAAUGUUAUGGUUGGUGUACUACAGAAAAGUCCUGUCAAAGACAAUCGCAUUAGUGUGGUCAAUUGUAAUUAUUACAGUGUUUACCCAGUUAACAACGAGAGUGCCUGUGAAAAGAGUGCAACUUCACUCAAUAAAGUGUGCAGUGUUAGUGAAGUGAGUGGAUUACCUAAUAUAAUCUGCAAAGUAGAGAAUAGGGUGGAUAAUAAUAAUAUUUUGAGUAUUAGUUCCGGCCAAAGAGAUUGUUAUGGCAACGAAAUGAAAAUAGUAAAUGCUUCCGACAGCAUCAAUAUAAUUAGCAUAAGUGCUCAAUCUCAGAGUGAACAAACGAAUGGCCAGCAUUCAAACAAAAGCAUGCCUAUUCCUCUGGCCAUAUCCGGAUCACCAAUCCUAUUACCAUCUCAGGUUAGUGGUGUCUCCCGACAAACUACGUGUAUGUCGCCCAACGCUUCGGAACAAUCGCGAUCUUUUACCUCAACCGAAUGCCAGACUGAUGAAAUAAUAUCCAUGCAAAUGCGACUUGAUCGGGUUCCCGUCUCGCCGAUUUUGUCUCGCGUACAAAGACGGCGCGACAGACGUGUACGUCGCCAUCUAAAUCAGCAAUUGUCCACCUCUUAUCCGCAACCGCAUCCGCACCAAUUUCACAUAUCGGGACACCAGCGCCGUCCACAAGAUCGACAUUCUAUACCUCCAGGCUCUGCACCCAUUCCGGGUAUUACGACUUCGCACUUACAGUAUGGUGUUCAUCAUACAUUAGGUUCAUCGUCAACAAGAAUGCCAGCGGCAAUGUCUGCACUAUUACGUCCAAUGUUGCCGAAUUUAUUGCAUAGACAUUUUCCACCACCUUAUAGUGCGCUACCGUUGAAUCGUUGUGCGACGACACCUCUUCCACCUCCCACAAUAGUAGGACCUGUGCCACCACCACCAGGCACAACUCUUCUACCGCCUGUGAUAUCAACGGUUCCUAUGCCAGGUAGUUCUCCGCCUAUGGUCAGCGAUGGACGGUUCACUCUACCGCUUCCGAUCAUAAGAAGAUCUCCCUCGGAACGUUCUGGAAAAGGUUGCUGUGGUCAAUGGUUUCCCGGACCACCACUACGUUCAUUGAUUGCUGUGGUGGCACUAGGCGGAAUUGCUUGCGCCUUGAGCGGAGCAGCGUUAGGAGCGACAAGUCUUGCCGGACCUCCGUCUUCGCACCUUACAGCUGCACUUCUCAUGAUAGGUGUAGGGGUUGUCCUAGUGACUGUGAGCGGUGUAGCAUGGCGAAUGACGGCACCGGGUGGACCACCAUGUCUGGGUUUGGGUUCAGCAGUUGACUUUGUCCGUUGUGGCAGACGACCAUGCGGUCGUGGAGGAGGUACUGCGCAUGGUUUACUUUAUCCAGAGUUUCAGCAUCGCCCACCACCACCUUCCUAUCAGGCCAGUAUGCAAGAAUAUAGACUGAGACUCUUACUGUUGGAUCGUGACAGGCAAAGUGAUAUUCGAGGCACUUCCCCGCCACCAACAUAUCGCUCAUAUACCGGCAGCUUAAUAAGAGCACCACUGACAACAACAAUUAGAAGUGCCGGCCCGACCAGCAGCAUUGCUGGUACUUCCGAAUUUAGUUUCCCGUCAAGCUAUAGAUCACGGAACGCUACUCCAGCUACGAUAUGCAGUGAACGCAGCAUUGACACUUCCACAUCGGACCGUUCGCUGUCCAGCGUAGACAUUCCAGAACCGACUACUACGCAACAAUUGGACAGCAACAGAUGCAACUCAACACAUUUAACCUUAUCAGAACCCAGCAGGAGUGCAUGUGGGGUAUCCCAAAACACUGAACAGCCUACUCAUUCACAAACUCGUCAGUUGUGGACCUCAGCGAUUGUGGAAAUAGAGACCUCGAAUAGCCAUGACGGCCAAAACUAUAACAAACAUUUUCAAGAAGCAAAUAAAGUGGAAAAUGCAAAGGCUGCAAGCUCAAAGGCACAGAAAGAGCAGAUUACAAUUAUCACGAUAUCUAAAAGUGAUGGUUGCUCACAAAGUGACUCAUAUAGUAGAGACCAUAUCGAAAUAUUGGCGCAUUUGUAAAAAACUAAUUAGCAUGUUGAGUAACAUACUUUCUUGGUUAAGGAUAUAGUUAUAAAUAUAGAGGUUGUUUUGUAUUUGCAGCAUCUGGUUACAAUUUAAGAAAUUUGUAAAACAUGUUUUGCAUUUUUGAAAUUAUUUCACAAAAAUGAUACCUGUAAUUUACAUUUUUCCAUAUAUGUAAAUAUAAUAUGUUAUUUCGUAGUACUACUUGACUACGAAAGAUUUACUUUCCAUUUCCUUAUGAAAUGGGUUGUUCAAGUAUUUUUAUUUAUACAAUACAUAGUAUAUUAUAUUAUAUUAUAUUAUAUUAUAUUACUAAAUCUAAAUUUUGUGUAAUUAUAAAUGUUGAUACUUCAAUUAAAUCGAAAAGUGCUACUGUUUAAGGUUUGUUCUGAAA